UUUCAUUCGAAAGCAAACUGAAAUGGAGAGACGAGUAAGGUCCUCGGGGAGGGAGAGUCGUCAAGGUAAGGGAGCGCCUGCAAAGGAAUCCAACAAGAAAUGGAAGGAUUGCGGUCACGGCAAGACCUUGCACAUCUCUGAGUAUGGUCCUUUUGUGGUCAGGACUUGCCCAAAGAAACCCCUCUCGGAAUACAAGUUAAAGCGAGCGCGUUACCCUAUGAUGCUGGGAAUGUCCAGCCAAAAGAUCAGCAAAUCCAAAAUAAGUUUAACCCUCGAAAAGCCCCCAAUGCUGGCGACAUCCUCCCAGUCAGAGUUGGAUCUGUUCAAGUUGGAUACGAUGAUUGAUAGGAUCUGGAGCGACUUGGUGGACAAGCACGCGCGACUGAUCAAGGCCGGCAAGAGACCGGAGGAAGUGGUGGACAGUCUGAAGUCGCGCUACAUUCAGCAAACUCAGCGGGUACUGCUGAAUGCAGCGGGAUCGAUCACCAAGCCGGCGGUGGGAAGAACCCGAAUGUCGAACCCAGCCUACGUCACGCACAGACAGCUCGUCGAGCAGCAAAUGGAGUGGCUGUCCACGAAGAAGGUGGCCAAGAAGCUAUACCUCCUGAAAGAACUCCUGGAGCAGAAAAGGAUGCCCCAGGGCAAGCAGGAUCGCCGGAUGCUGGAGGAGUACGGGGACUCCAGCCAGCACUACAACGGCUUGCUGAUGGUCUUCAACAAGGAGAUUCCCGUGGAUCAGCGCAACCACCAGAUGGACACCAUUUCGAAAACCUUCAAAACGAUUAUGGAUCAACUGGACGACUACGCAAGUCGCUCGAGGAUGCAAAGCUCCAAUGGCAGCAUCUUGAGCAAGGAUAGCGACGGCCAAGAGCCUCAGCUUGAGGUGAAGACCCUAAUUACCCUCGAGAACAUAGAGGCCACGCGGGCCGAGUGGAUGCAGUACUUUGCGGAUCGCACGAGGACGCCCUUCGAGCAGAAACUGUCCGCCAUCCGCCUGCAGCGUAAGGAAGCUCUGAUUGCCGAGAAAAUGGAGCUGAAACGAAUCAAGAUGGAAAAGCGGAAGGAGUUCCUGGACCACCGACCCCUCACCGAGCUAUACAACAAUCCCCGGCUCACCCAUCGCAUGCGGCAGGUGCUCGCGGAACGUGCCGAGCAGGCACGUCGCCAGGCCGCACAGUCACAGUCACAGUCACCGUCAGAGUCGGUUCAUGUUCAUCCGAAGAACAAGCCUCGACGACCGCGGAGUUCCGCGAAACGCCUGAGCAUUUCCGAUGUUGUGCUGAAGACCAUGGAAGAACGCGGCAGCUGCUGCAAGUGCCAAUGGAUUCCGAGGUGGAUCAAGAUAUCUUGAGAGGAGAGACGAUAGAUUAUUCGACGAAAAAUCAUUUUGAUCUUUGAUCUUUUGUGCCGCAAUAUUUAAACUUUAUUCAACAAAUUAAGCAGCAAAAUUCAGCAAGUUGGUAUCUUAUGUAUCUUCUGUGUGCAUUUCGUGAUAAAGCAAACAUAAUUUCUUC
Drosophila persimilis is the source of this 1514-nucleotide messenger RNA. RefSeq lists its product as uncharacterized. The coding region runs from base 23 to 1351 and encodes 442 amino acids. Lineage: Eukaryota; Metazoa; Arthropoda; Insecta; Diptera; Drosophilidae. The transcript has a single exon. The record is from RefSeq and is a predicted model, not a curated record.